Drosophila serrata is the source of this 2053-nucleotide messenger RNA. It is a transcript of the gene veil, whose product is annotated as 5'-nucleotidase veil. Gene Ontology annotation, cellular component: plasma membrane. Gene Ontology annotation, biological process: AMP catabolic process. The record is from RefSeq and is a predicted model, not a curated record. NCBI's taxonomy places the organism in Eukaryota, Metazoa, Arthropoda, Insecta, Diptera, Drosophilidae. Gene Ontology annotation, molecular function: 5'-nucleotidase activity; metal ion binding; nucleotide binding.
GAUUUAAAAUUAAAAGCGCUUUAUUUGCCAUAUUACUUCUAUUAUUACUCAUCUACCAAAAAUUAUGUCUGCCUGGAGUAUUGUUAUCGCCACAUGCUGCCUCUGGGCCCUGAUUAUACCCGCAGUCCGUCCGAAUCCCAUAGUUCCCCGGGCGGACGUGGCCAGUGAGUUCAUCAUCCUGCACAACAAUGACAUGCACGCCAGGUUCGAGCAGACGAACGUGAACAGUGGCACCUGCUCCGAGGAGGAUGCCAACACGGAUAAGUGCUAUGGAGGAUUUGCCCGAGUGGCCUACGAAGUUCGCAAGUACCGCAAGGAGGCGCAGGAGGGUGGCACUCCAGUGUUUUACCUGAAUGCAGGUGACACCUACACUGGCACCGCUUGGUUCACCGUCUACAAGGACAAGAUCGCCAGUGCUUUCCUGAACAAGCUCUCCCCAGAUGCCAUUUCCCUGGGCAACCAUGAGUUCGACCAGAAUGUGGAGGGCCUGGUUCCCUUCCUCAAUGCCGUGGAGUUCCCCGUGCUGGCCUGCAACCUGAACCUGACCGAUGUGCCCGAGAUGGCGGCCGCCAAGCAGUUGGCCAACUCCACUGUCUUGGAGACAAAUGGUGUCAAAAUUGGCGUCAUUGGCUACCUCACUCCCGACACCAAGACCCUUGCCUUCCGGAACAAAGUGGAGUACGAGGAGGAGAUAGUGUCCAUCAAUGCUGAGGCUGCCAAGCUGAAAGCUCAGGGCAUCAACAUCAUCAUCGCCUUAGGUCACUCCGGCUACCAAAAGGAUCAGGAGAUUGCCAAAAACUGUCCGGAGGUGGACAUUGUCAUUGGGGGACAUUCGCACACCUUCCUCGAUGCCAGUCAGCCGGUGGCCGAUCCCACGGACUCCGAUCCGGAGGCAGUUAGGGGUCCCUAUCCCACCACAGUGGUGCAGGAGAGCGGCAAGAAGGUGCCGGUGGUGCAGGCCUAUGCGUACACAAAGUAUCUGGGCAAGAUCCAUGUCCAGUUCGAUGCCGACGGCAAUCUGAUUGAGUUUGACGGUGCUCCCAUCCUGCUGAAUGCCUCGGUGGCACAGGAACAGGAUCUGCUGGACUUGCUGGCCGAAUACCGUCCCGGACUGGAGGAGCUGGAGAACACGAUUCUGGGCUACACCAAGGUGUUCCUCGAGGGUGGAAACAUCUGCCGCAUGAGGGAGUGCAAUCUGGGCAACCUGGUCACUGAUGCCAUGAUCUACAGUCGCGUGGUGGAGGACCAGGGCGGCGACUUCUGGACGGAUGCAUCCAUUGCCCUGAUUCAGGGAGGUGCAAUCCGAGCCUCAGUCGAGAAGGGAAACGAUGGCGCCAUCAGUGGAGCCACUCUUCUCACCGUCCUUCCCUUCGAGAACAAUCUGUACAUCGUGAGGAUCUCCGGAAAGAAGCUCCUGGCCGCUCUGGAGCACUCCGCUAGCGUACGAUUGCUGGACUCGAACGGUGGCUUCCUGCAGAUGUCCGGACUCCGGGUGGAGUAUAACUACAACAACGCCGCUGGCAAGCGGGUGGUCUCCGCCCAGGCCCUGUGCUCCAACUGCUCCGUUCCAACCUACCACAAUGUUAACGAGACCGAGCUCUACUUGGUGAUCCUGCCGCAGUUCCUGCUCGAGGGCGGCGAUGGGUACGACCUAACCGAGGAGGAGGUGGAUCCCUACAGCCUACGCCUGCCGAGGAACGAGUUGAACGCCACCAUGGAGUACCUGAAGCAGCGCCACUUUGUCUACCCGGAGAUCGAGGACAGAAUCGUGAUCCACGAGAAGGUCGACACAGGAUCUGCGUCCGGAAUCGUUGCUUCUGUAGCGCUGCUCCUGAUCUCUUCCCUGCUUACCAGAUUCUUCUAGAGAAACUUCCUUGACGUAAUAUAUACCUAUGAGGUCCCGGCACCCGGACUUUACAUCCCCUCCCUGCAAUUAGCUUAAAUCUGUGUCGUCUGGUGAGGUCUGGGUUGCUCUUUGGAUCGUCUCAGGUCACACACUUUAAUUGGGUUUAACCAUCGCACGAAAAUAGCAAAUAAAUGUUGUGAAAAAUUU